AUGCCUGUGUACACCGUGUCACACGUUCAAAACAUUAGGAUAUGUGUUGUGAUGGUUGGUUUACCAGCCAGAGGCAAAUCCUUCAUUUCUCAGAAAAUUGUCAGAUAUUCGUCAUGGCUUUCAAUCAAGGCUAAAUCAUUUAACGUUGGUAGUUAUCGUCGUCAAACUGAGGAACAUCCGGAUGCUGAAUUCUUUGAUUCCCAUAACGAAGCAGGGAUGAAGAUUAGACAAGAAGCUGCACUACAUGCUGUUAAAGAUAUGAUGACUUGGUUUAAUGAAGAGCAAGGUGUUGUUGCCAUAUUGGAUGCUACAAACUCAACAAAGGAGAGAAGAGAUUGGAUACUGAGACUUUGUAGAGAAAAUUCAAUUGAACCAAUGUUUUUAGAAAGUUGGUGUAAUGAUGAAAAAAUCAUUAAAAAAAAUGUCCUAGAUGUUAAAACUACUUCACCUGAUUAUGCUGGUCAAGAUCCUGAUGUUGCUGCUAAAGAUUUUAUGAAGAGAAUUUCAAAAUAUGAAGAUGUUUAUGAACCUUUAGAUGAGGUUGUUAGUAAAGAUUUAACAUUUGUUAAAUUGAUUAAUGUUAGUCAACAAGUUAUAGUGAAUAAGAUUGAAACUUACCUUGAGAGUCGAAUUGUUUAUUAUGUUAUGAAUCUUCAUAUUAAACCAAGGUGUAUUUAUCUUUCAAGACAUGGUGAAUCAAUGUAUAAUCUGGAGGGUAAAAUUGGUGGAGAUGCAGAUUUAAGUGAACGUGGAUUUAAAUAUGCUCAAAAACUACCAGAAUUGGUUAAACAAUUGGCUGGUGAAGAUCAUAAGAAAUUAACAGUAUGGACUUCAACUUUGAAAAGAACUCAACAAACUGCACAACAUUUACCAUAUAAUCAAUUACAAUGGAAGGCCUUGGAUGAAUUAGAUGCUGGUGCAUGUGAUGGAUUAACUUAUGAAGAAAUUGAACGUCAAUUCCCACAAGAUUUCAAAGAGCGUGAUGAAAAUAAAUAUGAAUAUCGUUAUAGAGGUGGUGAAUCUUAUAGAGAUGUUGUUAUAAGAUUAGAGCCUAUUAUUAUGGAAUUGGAACGUCAAGAAAACAUUUUGAUUAUCACACAUCAAGCAGUACUAAGAUGUAUUUAUGCUUAUUUCAUGAAUGUCCCACAAGAGGAGAGUCCAUGGAUGUCAAUCCCAUUACAUACAUUGAUCAAAUUAGAACCAAGAGCAUAUACUACACUAGUUGAAAGAUUGAAAGCGGAUAUUCCUGCAGUGAGUACUUAUAAGGAAAGAGGUACUAGUCAAUUGGGAGAGAGAGAGGAUGCUAAAAACAAAUCCAAGCAUUUAAUCACUGGUGAGCCUGUCAAGGUGAAGACACAAGUUGCAGCAGCCAAUGCUUCAGUCAACUAA
Messenger RNA from Hansenula anomala, 1389 nucleotides. RefSeq names its product fructose-2,6-bisphosphatase (gene FBP26). Gene Ontology annotation, cellular component: cytosol. NCBI's taxonomy places the organism in Eukaryota, Fungi, Ascomycota, Saccharomycetes, Phaffomycetales, Wickerhamomycetaceae. Gene Ontology annotation, molecular function: 6-phosphofructo-2-kinase activity; fructose-2,6-bisphosphate 2-phosphatase activity; ATP binding. Gene Ontology annotation, biological process: fructose 2,6-bisphosphate metabolic process; fructose metabolic process. The coding region runs from base 1 to 1389 and encodes 462 amino acids. The transcript has 3 exons. The record is from RefSeq and is a predicted model, not a curated record.